Pygocentrus nattereri (red-bellied piranha) is the source of this 1499-nucleotide messenger RNA. It is a transcript of the gene mrpl16, whose product is annotated as mitochondrial ribosomal protein L16. Gene Ontology annotation, cellular component: ribosome; mitochondrial large ribosomal subunit. Gene Ontology annotation, biological process: mitochondrial translation. The transcript has 6 exons. The record is from RefSeq and is a predicted model, not a curated record. The coding region runs from base 313 to 1080 and encodes 255 amino acids. Gene Ontology annotation, molecular function: structural constituent of ribosome; rRNA binding. NCBI's taxonomy places the organism in Eukaryota, Metazoa, Chordata, Actinopteri, Characiformes, Serrasalmidae.
ACACACACACACACACACACACACACCCCCCCUGACCUGCCACCGGAGGAGGGACACAGUCCUGUGUGUGAUAUAACGGGAGGAAUAGGGAGUGGCCAGACUCCUCAUACACCGGCAGCGAGAUCAGAUCAGGAACCUUCUCCGGCAGCUACAGUUUCCAGCGGCGCUGUUUGACUGACACGCCGGAUGUGGGUGAAGCCGUGUGAUGGCUCCGACCUUGCUGGGUGCAGCACUUCAGGCGUUUUCCCGGUCCCGGUCCUGGUCCUGGUCCUGGUCCUGACUCUGGUCCUGACUCUGUAGCUGGGUGAAGCGAUGCUGAAGGCGGCGAGGAGCGCGUGUGCGGGUCUGCUCAGCAGGUCGGCGGGCUGUUCAGCUGUCCUGCAGCAUCACUUAAACGUCCCCUCGGCGGGACUGAAGACGUACGAGCUGCCGCCAGACUACAGUGAUGUGGUUCUUCCAGAUAAGCCAAAGCUCAAAUUCCUCAAUAAAGUUCCUAAUUUGAAAAAGGCCAAGAAGGAGAUGAAGAGGCUAUGUGAUAUCCAGGGGCCAACUAAAGGUGCUAGCACAUUUACGACUGGACAGUAUGCAGUUGUGGCCAUGGGUGGAGGCUAUCUUCAGUGGGGACAUAUGGAGAUGAUGAGGCUCACCAUUAAUCGCCGUUUAGACCCGAGGACCGCUUUUGCCCGUUGGCGUAUCAACGCCCCAUAUAAGCCCAUUACACGUAAGGGGUUGGGCCAGCGUAUGGGCGGAGGCAAAGGCGCCAUUGACUACUACGUUACUCCAGUAAAAAGCGGCCGAUUAAUAGUGGAGGUCGGAGGCCACAUUGAACUUGCCGAAGUGGAAUCGGUGCUUAAAGAAGUGGCAAAGAAACUGCCCUUCCCAGCAAAGGUGAUGAGCAGAGAAAGUCUGGCUGCCAUGCAGCAAGAGCAAGCUGAGAAAGAGGCCAACAACCAGAACCCCUGGACCUUCCAAAGAAUAGCCAGAUCCAACAUGCUGGGCAUCCGGAAGGCCAUCAGCCCCUUUGACCUUCACAACCACGGCCGCUACACUGGAAAGUUCUUUAACUCAAACAGGGUCUGAGCUGAUACCAAUCAGGUGUGAUGAUCUAUAUCGAGACCUUAACGAAAAGUGUGAGAAUUGUGCAGAAGCUUGUUUUCCUCAUGCUGCCUCACAGGAUGCUGUCAUAGCAAGCAUGGUUGAUGUGGGUUUUGAGUGUGGAGGACUGUAAUUGCACCCUCUUUGAGAACGUCAGGCUUCUUAUUUUCAUUUUCUUUCUUAAGUAAAUGUUAUUCGAGUUAUUUAAGCCAAAGGACAUUACUUCAUUGUUAAUGACCGCAAGAUCGGUUUGGUUUUUCCUGUAACUUGUCAGCAUUUAUUGAGUAGGAGACUCAGUGAAGUCAGAAAAGACUAAAGGGGGAUGAAGGCAGUUUGUAGGUUGUUGGUACUGUAUUACCAUGACAUUGUAUUAUGUCUGAUACAUCAAUAAAAUCAUAAAAGUA